AUGAAAGGUGGAAUCUUGGAGGUGUUUCUUGAAAGUGCAAAAGGCAUUAGACACACCAAUCUCAUUGGGAAACCGAAGUAUUAUGUCAUCAUUGAAUGUGGGAUUCAACAACACAAAAGCAAAUCGUCUAAGGGAGAUCAUCACAAUGUUUCUUGGAACGAGAAGUUCACAUUUGAGUUAUCAGUAUCUGAAUGUCAUAAAUUGACACAUCUCAGACUGAGAAUCAUGGAUACAGAGUUGUUUGCAAACAAUACUGGAUUUGUUGGUGAAGCCAAGGUUUAUGUCGAAGAAAUACUCGACGAAGGAAAUGAGACAGGGUUCAUAGAAUUGACACCAAAACCAUACAAUGUGGUUCUUGAUGACGAAACUUACAAAGGAGAGGUCAAGAUUGGACUCAAAUUCAUUUCAAAUACGGUCAUCAAUGAACGAGGGAGAGGACUUGCUGAUAUGGAAGGAGGUAUCGACGAUACAGUAUGGAAGAAGUUAGUGGAUUUCUGCAAAAUGACGUGGUUAAGCCUCCCUGUUUUGGGUAGAAAACUAAACCCUGAUGAGUAUAAGCGAAUUUAA
Cynara cardunculus var. scolymus (artichoke) is the source of this 567-nucleotide messenger RNA. RefSeq names its product elicitor-responsive protein 3. NCBI's taxonomy places the organism in Eukaryota, Viridiplantae, Streptophyta, Magnoliopsida, Asterales, Asteraceae. The record is from RefSeq and is a predicted model, not a curated record. The coding region runs from base 1 to 567 and encodes 188 amino acids. The transcript is spliced from 4 exons.